This is a messenger RNA of Arabidopsis thaliana (thale cress), 2304 nucleotides long. Its product is annotated as vesicle-associated protein 1-4. The transcript has 7 exons. Gene Ontology annotation, cellular component: endoplasmic reticulum membrane. Gene Ontology annotation, molecular function: NAD+ nucleosidase activity, cyclic ADP-ribose generating. Bases 446 to 1528 code for a protein of 360 amino acids. Gene Ontology annotation, biological process: signal transduction. NCBI's taxonomy places the organism in Eukaryota, Viridiplantae, Streptophyta, Magnoliopsida, Brassicales, Brassicaceae. The record is from RefSeq and is marked reviewed.
GAACCAUGGACAAGGAGGUUACUUCUGAAAUGGUAUGGACAUUCUAAUCAACGGGAUUUACACCAUGAUUCUGAUAUGUUCUUAACACUAUUUUGGCAAUUUGGCUUUUGGUUAUAUAAUACACUCUUUUAAUUUCUGAUGAAAACUCUAGUUUAGUAAAGAGGCAGGGCAUCGGGUUGAGGAGACUAUAUUCAAAAUUAUCUAUGUUGCUCCACCACAACCACAAUCACCGGUUCAAGAAGGAUUAGAAGAUGGCUCUUCACCAAGUGCUUCUGUCUCAGAUAAAGGAAAUGCUUCUGAAGUUUUUGUUGUACGUAUACAUUUCCUUUUGUAUUGCUUUCCUUGUUUUCUAGUAUACCCCCUUCUUGAUCGACGACCAUCUACCACUCACUUUCUCUAAUGUACGGAUAAGGGACCGUCCGUUGGCAUCGUAGAUUUAAUCAGAAUGAGUGACGAGCUUCUCAUCAUCGAUCCUGUCGACGUUCAAUUCCCUAUUGAACUGAACAAGAAAGUGUCUUGCUCUCUCAAUUUGACUAACAAGACCGAAAAUUAUGUGGCCUUCAAGGCUAAAACGACCAAUGCAAAGAAGUAUUAUGUCAGGCCUAAUGUUGGUGUUGUUCUUCCAAGAUCCUCUUGUGAAGUGUUAGUGAUCAUGCAAGCACUAAAGGAAGCUCCGGCUGAUAUGCAGUGCAGAGACAAGUUAUUGUUUCAGUGUAAAGUGGUGGAACCAGAAACCACGGCCAAGGAUGUUACUUCUGAGAUGUUUAGCAAAGAGGCAGGGCAUCCAGCUGAGGAGACUAGAUUGAAAGUUAUGUAUGUUACUCCACCACAACCACCAUCACCGGUUCAAGAAGGAACAGAAGAGGGCUCUUCACCAAGAGCUUCUGUCUCAGAUAAUGGGAAUGCUUCUGAAGCUUUUGUUGAUAUGCUAAGAUCCUUGUUGGUUCCGUUAUUUUCCAAUGCUGCCUCCUCCACGGACGAUCACGGCAUCACUCUGCCGCAGUACCAAGUGUUCAUCAAUUUCAGGGGAGACGAGCUGAGAAAUAGCUUUGUUGGGUUUCUUGUAAAGGCCAUGAGAUUGGAGAAGAUCAACGUGUUCACUGACGAGGUUGAGUUGAGGGGUACAAAUCUAAAUUAUCUUUUCAGGAGGAUCGAGGAAUCGAGAGUCGCGGUGGCCAUCUUCUCCGAGAGGUACACAGAAUCAUGCUGGUGCUUGGAUGAGCUUGUGAAGAUGAAGGAGCAGAUGGAACAAGGCAAACUCGUGGUGGUUCCCGUUUUCUACAGAUUAAACGCCACCGCGUGUAAAAGAUUCAUGGGAGCUUUCGGAGACAACUUGAGGAAUCUGGAGUGGGAGUACCGGAGUGAGCCUGAGAGAAUACAGAAAUGGAAGGAAGCUUUAUCAUCAGUUUUCAGUAACAUAGGCUUGACGUCGGAUAUACGAAGUAAUGAGAGCAAAUUUGUCGACUCAAUCGUUGAGGAAGUGAAGAAAGUGCUAAUCAAGAUUGGUACCGAGGAAAGAGAACUCUAAGAAACUUCCACCACGACUAGCAAAACGUUCGAAGGAGAAUGAGAAGAGUUUGAUAUGACCCCUAGUCCCUAGAUUUUGGAGUCGAAGAAGAGCAAAGAGGUGCAAAUGUAUAUAUCAGGCAGGUUCGAUUUAGUUUAUUAAUCUUCAUUGUUAUGAAAAUUAUUUUUGUGAAAAUUGAUAGUCUCCGGUGAUUAAUUUAAAUUUACAUCUCUUCAUUUAUAUAUUCAAAAAUUUACGUAAAAACUGUUUUCUUUUUAAAUUAUUAUCGACUCGCAUGACCUCUUCCUUGCUUAAGGAUACUAUCAUAUCUUACAUUUUGGGGCAUUCUUUUCUACAACCUUUAGAAGAUUUGGACUUGUCUCCCGUUUAUCCUUUUUUUUUUCUCUAGCAGACAACUUCUUCAAAGAUCAUCUUCCAUGGAAGUUUCCUCGUUUAACAUUGACCGAUGGUACCACAAUAUAUAUCAAGCGUUCGUACUUCGUAGGUUUUCUUGUGCAAGAGACAGCAAACGUAUCUUUAGAUGAUCAUGACCUGAGAGACAGCCCUUUGGUUACAAACUAUGUUUGCUUCACUACUCCCAUAAAUGAUUUGCUAAAAUUCCAUACUUUAUUGAUAUCUCUCUCCCAUAAGGUUUCUUCAAAAGUACAUCACUCGAGUUUGUUUUUUGCAACAAUGUAUUUGUUCGAGUUUGAAUCUUUCACGUUUAUAGUUUGGUUAUCUCCUACUUAGUUUUCUCACUCGGAUAUUAAAUUUUUUAAGACUGUUAUAUUUGCAUA